AUGUCUAUUCCAGGCUCCCCCACCGAGAGCACCUCGAGUAACUCGAGUGUGUUGCUGCUGGAUGGCGAACGCGGGCGUCAGCUGGUGGAAGCCCUCAAGUCAGAUCUAAAUUUGAUGGCCACUGAAGCACGCAAAAAGGCCACUCCCUUGCGGCUGGCUGUCGAAAGGGCAUUGGUGCGACUUUCAACAGUCGGAAGCUUGCCACCCACCAGCAUCUUACCCGAAAUGUUGCGUGCCAAGGAUUUAAUGCAGUCUUUCUUGCUGGGCCUGGAAGAGACCAAGAACCCCCGCGUUGUGCAGCUCUCCAUGGCCUGCAUUCAUCGAAUGAUCGAUACCGACGCCAUCGACCACGAGUCCAAACUGGUUGUGCUGGAGCGACUGCAGCAACUGGCCAGUACUGGUCAAGAAGAAAUCAAGAUUUUACAGUGCGUUCUCAGCCUCGUCACCACCAGCCCUGAUAUUCGCGGUGAUGAUCUGGCUCAGGCUGUGGCCUUGUGUUUUCGGCUGCACUUUGUCAAGGACGUCAUGACAGCAGCCAUUGCUGCAGCCAGCUUGCGCCAAUUAGUGGCCGCAGUGUUUGAGCGCGUGGCAGCAGAGGAUCGCAAUGCGAGCGAAGCUGUCGACUCACCUCGCCGCCAUGCUCCCGCCGCUGGCGAUGCAUAUCUUCUGUUUCAAGACCUCUGCCUCCUCACCAACGGCGAGUCUCCACACUGGCUACAGGGCCUCACCGAAAUGACGCGCACCUUGGGGCUGGAACUGAUAGAAACAGCCCUUUUGGCCAACCCCGACGUGAUCCUUCGUCAUGUUGAAUUUGGCCACUUGCUCAAGGAGCGUGUCUGCGCCCUCGUCAUCAAACUCUUCUCGCCUUCCAUUCAGCAAGGCGCAGGCGCCCGCAUGCCUGUUCUCCUGUUUCCCGUGGCCGUUCGCUUGAUGCAUGUUCUCCUUGCGCUCAUUCAGCACUAUCAUUCCCUGAUCGGUACAGAAUGUGAAAUUUUCUUGACCAUGUUGCUCAAGUUUUUGGACGCCGACAAACUGCUGUGGCAACGAAGCAUGGCGCUGGAGGUUUUGCUUGAGCUUUUCAAGAAGCCCGAGUUUCUGUUGUUGCUGACGACCAUGGUUAUGCACAAGAGUGCUGUUCCCGGACAGCUCUUUGAGCGCUUGUACCAGCUUGGUGCCAAGACCAUUGCCACGGGUGACGACAAGCUUGCUCUAUUGUCUGCACAUCAAGGCAAGGUUGUCGUCAUUAAUCUUCUUGACAAGAAUGACAGUCCUCAAAUCUCGCCCAGCUAUCUGCUCUCGGUCAUUUUUGCCAUUGUCCAAGACGCGGUCAAGUGCAUCUCCAGCCUCGUGCAAAUGGACCAAGCUGACCCCCACACCGACACUGUGAUCGAGGAGGAGAGCCCGGAGACGGAAGGGGAGCGGCGGGAUGUAGCCCCGCUGCUCGAGAUGGCAGGACGCAAUAUCAUUAGUCUUCUUGACGUCUUGUUAGCGUUUGCCACUGUGGAAACAGCCACAGACGGUCUUUUGCGCUCACUGCAGUCGUUGCUGCGUGUCACAGCUCAACUCAAGCUUGUGACGCUGCGCCAACAGGUCGUCAACAGCUUGUGUCGUCACUGUCUACCAGAUCAGUUCUCCUUUGCUGCCGAAUUGCCCAGUGGCGGCUGGAAUGUUACUCGAAAACACCUUCAGGUUGUGUAUGUCCUCUUCAACUCGGCACUCUGCCUGGGGGCCUAUCUGGACGAUUCAUGGACCGCAGUGAUUGGUGCCAUGCAGCAGCUGGUCGCAGUUUUGGACUUGCCACAUCCUGAAACCACGCAGCUGAGUUCCGCGCCUGGUGCGCGCAUCCUCUCGAACAGCCAGGGUGAGCGUAACAGCGGUGUUCGGCGGCAUCAUCGCCGUACCUCAUCCUCGGGGAGUACGAGCGGCAGCAACUUUAUGACAAUGACAGCCUCUGCGGCCUCCGAGCUACCGGGUUUAGCCGCUAUGUUGGCGCAAGUGUUUGCCAUGAGCCAUAACCUCUCCAAAUCAGCGCUCUACUUUCUGAUCAGUGCCCUCUGCAAACAGAGUGAGCGCACGAUUGACCUCCUGAUGAGCAGCCAGAAUGUUCCGACCUUGUCACGCAAUGAUGCACAGCUCUUUCCUGUUCGCCAACUUCAGUCGCUCGGCCUGGCCAACCUCAACCGCAUUAUGGAGUUUUGGCCAACCGUGACUGCGCACUUGAUUGAGGUGGCUUUCUGUGAGGACGCCAAAGUCAAACUUGAGGGUGUUGAAGCCCUGACAACGCUGGUACACGAGGCCCUCGUAAUCCCGCGCGACCCGCCCGUGGAAGCUUCGCCGGGACUUCAGCAGGCCAUCCUUUCUCCGCUUCGCAACCUCAGCAAAGUCCAAAACGUUCAAGUGGCACGGCGUCAGCUCGAAUGCGUCAAAAAGGUUCUGGAUUCGUGUGGGCAAUCGCUCUCCCAUGCAUGGCCCGUGGUCAUUGGCAUUAUCAACGAUGUCAUGGCCACCACCAACGCCAACAGCGACGCCACGACCCCUGUGGCGGUAAACGUUGCUUUGACAGCCGUUGAGCUCCUCUGGAACGUGGCGGACUAUUUGCACCAAAAUCGUGUCAGCAUGCAGGAGCGGCUUGAUACGCUGCCCAUCAAUACGGCCCAGCUCAACACGGUGGAUGAGGAUGGUCUCCCCACACACGUCUCCCUUUCACGAUUAUGGGUCAUCCUCUUCCAGCAGCUUGCACGCCUCUGCCUGGACUCGCGUGCUGAUGUGCGGCGCAGUGCUUGUCAGACCUUUUUUCUGACCAUCAACACACACGCAGCUAUCUUGGAGCUCGACGCCUUUCAAGAGGUGAUUGUUGAGAUUCUGCAGCCCCUAUUGCAGGACAUCCAGGCUGCUGCUGCACGGGACAUUGGUGCGGACACCAGUACCGACUAUGGAUCGGCAGCCAAGCAGUGGGCGGAAACCAAGUGUCUGACAAUGGCCGGUCUCGGCCAGCUUAUGGUGGGCUUUGUUCAACGGCUGCUGGAAAUUGAAGCAUUCAACCAGUUGUGGGAUCUAGCACUGGAACUGUUGGCCGUGUGGAUCAACGAUCUGCUGAAAGAGGUUGCCAAGGCCAGUGCCGAUGCCCUCUUGGUCAUGUUUGGCUGCCACGUCGCUUUGGGCCAUGGAACCUCACCCAUGGAGGGGCCCGUGCGUCGCGGGUUUCAAACCUGGGUCAAAGUUGUUUUGGAUGCCAGUCGUCGCCAGCCACCCCAUCGUGAAAAAACUCUCAUCCCUUUGGCGGGCUGUGUGGAGCCGCUGAUGUUGCACCUGCAAGCCAGUCUCACGGAUGAGCAGGCUGCAGCCUUGCUCAACGCCCUGCGCCACCUCAUGGACUGCCAUCAUGCCGAUGUCAUGAGCAUUGUACGUCUGUCAGACCUUCAAGCCGCCACUUUGACUGGUGUGCAGCAGUUGCUGCCUUCAAGCAGCCAUCCCCACGUGGACCACAAGCACCAGCUCAUGGCCGUACAAGAGCUGCGGCGCUACAUCACGUAUGCCAUCGCCCCACCUUUUCAGGUGAAUAACAAAUCCAUUUUCUUGGGGCUGAGUGCAGCUUGCUGCAAGGCUGUGGCCGAGUAUAUGGCCACCUUUGGCCAGGAGCAGUUUGUGGUAACUGCACAGCUACAGCUGGAUCUCUUGACCACGCUGACCCCUAUCCUUGCCAACCGCUUCUUUGCGGAUGAGGAUUGCAAGCUUUGGCAAGCGGCUCACACUUGUGCUAUUGCAACAAUCGAUCAUGGCCUGCGAGGUCUGGCCACCUGGAACACCAUCCUGGGCCAGACGGAUUUGGAUCAAACGUGGACGGCCCUGCUGGAUUGCAUAGAAGUGUCUUUCUUCCCGGAACGCUCGGCCGACACGAGGUUGCUUGCUACGGGUACAUUUGCUCAGAUUGAUUCCACGGUUGUACCAUUGGAUUUGGACAUGGUCACACUGAUUCAGGAUGCACUUUUGCCCAACACGCGCUCGCAUUCCAAGCGGGGCUCGAGUGCUGCAGGCACUGAUGUGGUGGUGCCACCGCAUGCCCUGUCGCGCACAAAGGACAUUUUGACGCGUGCAACGAAAAACAUUGGGAAUGCAAGGCGACCUUUGAGUGAGGCAGCAGUGAAGGCGUUGAUUGCUGCCGACUCGCGGAGCGCCGUGCCAGCAGAGGGCGUUUCAUCCGAUGCAGAGACUGAUCAGGCAGGCCACGAGAGUACCGGUACAGUAGCCAAUCUGACGGAUGGAUGUCUCGCUUCGCUGAAACAGUACGGACAGGAGCCGGGGGAUUCAAGGCUUAAGCACGACCUGUUGGUGCUCUUGUCAUCCUUGCCAGCCAUGAUAACACCGCAGCAUCGCCCGCAGGCCAAGCGGCUGUAUCAACCAUUGCUCCACUUGCUUUGCACGAGUGACGACGUGGCACUGCGCGACGCCGCCGCGAAUGCACUUCGUUCCUACGAGGCCUUGCUCUGA
Molecule: messenger RNA, 4488 nt
Organism: Monosiga brevicollis MX1
Lineage: Eukaryota; Choanoflagellata; Craspedida; Salpingoecidae
Exons: 13
Coding region: 1-4488 (1495 amino acids)
Source: RefSeq, a predicted model, not a curated record